UCCUAGCAACGGGCAGUAGGGGCUGUUAAGCCGCCUGGACCUGCCACCGCCGCCAAAAUGGAGACGGAUGUGUCCGAUGUCGGCAACCCCUUUUUAGUAGAAGACAACAUGACUCUGGACCCAGACCUGAACGACACUGACAACUAUGGCGUCCCGGACCCCGGGCUGCUCGAAGAACGGGAGCUGUCGUUCUCGAAGCUGGUCCCGAAGCUUUUCAUGAGGAGCACGACCCCCAACGCCCGCGCCCGCCUGCUGUGGCUGCUGCUGCGGAGAAGCCUCCGCAACAUCGUGGAGAAGGAGAAGAGGUCCGAGCUGCGCGUGGCUCGCCUGACGCACGGACUGGAGCCGCUGCGCCGCCUGGAGGUGGUGGCCGGGCUGCGCUCGGUGGCGCUGGACCCCGUGGGGAGACGCUUUGUGGUGCUGGACGGGGCGGGCUGCCUGCACCUGCACCGAGAGGACGGCUGGGCUCUCGGGACGCUGCCGGCGCCCGUGGCACUCACGGGGCUGGUGGCUGUGCUGGGCCCGCUGGGCUCCAUGAGCCGCUUCGUGGGCUGGGGCCCCGCAGGGCUGGCCAUCCUCAAGCCCGACCUCAGCCUGCUGUGGCUGAGUGAGCCCAGAGUGGGUCGGCCGCCCCGCCGCGAGCCCAUCUCCUGCCUGCCGGUGCCGGACCUGGGCCUGCUGCUGGUGGCGGAGGCGGGCGGAGGCCUGGCGCUCUGGAAGUUCCGUUUAGAGGGUCGCUGCCUGUUGCCUUGCGGGCCCUCGCUGCAGCCCCAGUUAAGCUGCGCUGGUGCCCUCACGCGCCUGGCUCUGGGGCCCCUGGCUCCCAACUACGUCCCUCGCUGCUUCGCAGCCUAUGGCUCGGCUGUGCUCACCUUCGAUCUGCGCACCUGGACUGUCACAGACGUGUGCCAGGAUCUCCACAAAACCACCAUCUCUGACCUGGCGUACUGCGGGGAGAUGGAGGCCAUGGUGACAGCUUCCCGAGACAGCACGGUGAAGGUGUGGGGGGCUGACUGGCAGAUCCGGAUGGUGUUCGUGGGCCACACAGGCCCGGUGACAGCUAUGGCCGUGCUCCCCAACACGACCCUGGUGCUGUCCGCCUCUCAGGACGGGACGCUCCGCACGUGGGACCUGCAGGCGGUGGCUCAGGUGGGCGAAGUGAUGCUGAGCUACUGGGGCCAGAGCACGCGGUCCGAGAGCGUGAACCAGCUGCUGGCGCCCGCCCUCCCCGGCUGGCCGGUGCUCUCCGUGCGCGCGGGCAGCGUGGAGCUGUGGUGCCUGCGCGAGCUAUACUCACCGUUGGCGCAGCUCUCCGCACCCAUCCUGCACCUGCAGGUGGCGCCCGAGCUGCCCCUGCCCCCGUACCUGCCCGCUCGCCUCGUGUGCGCCUGCACCGACGGCUCCGUCUACCUGGUGAACCCCGAGACGGGGCGCACAGUGAGCGCGCUGCUGCUGGGGCCUGAGGACUGCGCCGCCGCAGUGGCCUACUGCCUUCCGCGCGAGGUGCUGUGGCUGCUGACGUGCGCCGGGCACCUGGUGCGGGCCAACGCGGCGUGCAGCCCCAUGUGCGUGCUGCUCCGCAAGAGCCCGCUGCCGCUCCCCGCGCCCCGGCCCUGCUGCCUGCACCUCUACAGCCACCUCACGGACCCAAGGAGCGCGUUCUCCACCUGGGAGACGGUGCGCCAGCGCAAAGGUGAGGUGGGCCACAGCGACAUCCGAACCUGGAAGGAGAAGAACAGGAUGUACAUGAAAAGAAAAGAACAGGUAGGUGUCGGAGCCAGUGAGGGCCGGGCGGGCCUGUGGGGCCCGUGCCAACAGGCCGGUGUCGCCUGCAGGUACCUGCCGGUGGUGGGGCACACGGACGGCACCUUGUCGGUGCUCAGCUGGCACACACUGGAGCCCGUCUUCCACACAGAGGCGCACAGCCCGGGCCCGGUCACUGCCAUCGCAUCGACCUGGAACAGCGUCGUGACCUCCGGCGGGGACUUGACGGUGAAGAUGUGGCGUAUGUUCCCCUACUCGGAGGAGAGCCUGAGCCUGCUACGCACCUUCUCCUGCUACCACCCCGCCCUGGCGCUGUGCGCACUCCGGAGGAACAUUAUGGUGGCCUUCGAGGACCCUGACAGCGCCACCUACGGGCUGGUGCAGUUUGGCCUGCACAACAGCCAGCGCUAUGACCACCGGCCCCAGGACGACCACUUGGACCACAUCACUGGCCUGUGCUGCUGCCCCACACUCAAGCUGUACGCCUCCUCCAGCCUGGACUGCACCAUGCGGAUCUGGACCACCGAGAACCGCCUGCUGCGACUCCUGCAGCUGAACGGGGCGCCUCAGGCUCUGACCUUCUCCAGCAACAAUGGAGACCUGGUGCUGGCCCUGGGCUCCCGCCUCUGCCUGGUGCCCCACAGGCUCUACCUGCCCACAGCCUACCUGGUGAAGAAGCUGUGCCAGAAGCCCCCCGAUGGGCUCGAUGACCCGCCGCUGCCGCUGACCACCCAGGAGUCGCUGACUUCGGUCCAGCUGCAGAGGUUGUCCAGCCUGCAUGGGGUGGCCAGCCUCAGUUCAGCCAGCAGGCCUGCUGAGCCAACCCGGAGACUCCCACCCAGCUGCCCUGGCUCAAGGUCUGGCUGUGUGCCCCCAGUGUCCCAGCACGAAGUCCCAGGGCUCCCAGGCCCCUGGGGCCACCUCAAGCCUGUCCCAGCCCUGGCACCCCCCUCCUGUCUCCUGUGCCCCCUCAGGGGCCUGGCCACCCUCCUGGAUGACUGUCCCGGCCUCAGUCCAGUCCCGCUUAGCGUACCUCCUAUCAUCUCUGUCUACAGCUCGGCCUUGUCUUUCUUCCGCCACUGGACGGCAGUACCUCAGCAGCCGGUCUUGAGAGGUGAGGUGUAUCCUGACCCCUCCCCACCCCAAUGCCCAGCCCUGCCCCCUGCCCAGGCUUGGGCCACAUCCCUGGGGCAGGCCUGGGAUCCCUGCGGUUAUCUGGGUAGCACAUGGCAAGACUCCGGGAAGAAUGGGCUGACCUCUGACCCCCUGCCCCAGGACCUGGAACCCUUAUCUGCCCGGGACCAAGACCUUCAACAGCUGAGACGGGGUCAGGUGGUGCCAGCAGCCCGGGCCCCGCUCUCCUGGCAGCAGCAACUGGAGGCCUUUGACAACUACUUGUAUCUGGUCUACGGCCCGGCCCUGCUGGGCAUGCAUCCCAGGACAGAGUCCCAGCAGUGGACCAGCACGGCCAUCACAGUGGAGAAGAAUGGGGAUGUGUCGAGCGUCACCCCCAGUCUGGCGAAGGCUGGGGUCCGCACUGACUCUCCCAAAAUGCUGCCUCCACGGGACCGGGGGGCCCUGAGCCAGCGCUUCGCCCACCCUCCCCGAGUCACCCUGCCCAUCCCACCCACCCACAAGCGGGAACACAGCAGGGCAUCCCAGCUGCUGGCUCACUCCUCCCUGAGCUCCUUCCUGGGCCUCAGCGUGGACCUGCAGAUGCAGUCGGAGCAGCUCCGACAGGAGAGGCCUGCGUCCCCAGAAGCACCGUCUUCCCACCUGAAGCACAGGGUCCCGCUGCUGCUGGAGAGGCGACCCAAAGAGCUCCUGUCCGACCUCGGGGGCUUCUUUCCUGCCUCUGCUCAGCACUACAAGAACCUGCGGAGGCCCAUCCACUUCCCAGGCUGGGUCCCCAACUCCGUGGUGCUGCAGCAGAUGUGGCUGCCCCAGGAGGUCAGCGGCCUGGGGAAUCUCCCUCAGCUGACUGCCCGAGAAUCUUCUAAGUGGCUAGUGGUGCUGUCCCCUCUGCAGCCAGCGGGCAGCCAGGAGGACCUGUGGCUGUUGCGGGGCAGACAGCCCCGCACCAGGAGCCAGAUCCAGUGGUCGGAUGAGGGGGACGAGGACCUGGACCUGGACCUGGACCUGGAGCUGGACUGGACCUUGGACUAUCCCCUCUCGUCUCCGGAGCCCUCCCAGGAACUGCUGGCGUUUGAGAAACCGGCAGUGAUGCAGGGGCGCGCCCCCAGCAGGGCUGCGGUGAGUGGAGCAGAGAGGGAAGCGAGGCUUUCGGUGGUCACCACGACCCUCCACGGCACCACCACCAUCCAGAGAUAUGAGUUCUUGGCCAAGAAACACAUCCGGGAAACCACUGCCAGGACAGAGACCUUUCUCCGCCGCCACCAGCACCGCCUCGGGCACUCGCUCUGGGAACUGCGCUACGGGCACCUGCCCAGGUUCCUGCGUUUCUUUGUCAUCCAGAACUGGUUCAAAAAGCUCUUCCCCAUCCUUCCACCCUGGAGCUCGCUGUCCUUGCAGGCGUACCCCGAGGUGGGCACGGUGGACGGCCUGGCCUCGCGGCUCAUGGACCUGCUGAAGGAGGCCUCCUGGGAGCACCGUGUGCACAUCCUGCGGGCGCUGCUGAGGCUGCUGCCCGAGAUGAACAAAACCCUCUACAAGAAGCUGCAGGAGACCCUCAAGUACCUGCUCAACCUGGACGAGCCCCCCAACCUCCAGGAAAAGACCCAGAGGCAGUUCGUGAUGCUGGCUCUGCAGCUGCAACUGGCCUGCUCCCUGGAAUCCCGAGAGGUGGUGCUGGAGCUCAUGUCCUACCUCCUCUACUCGCCAGCCUCCUGCAGGCCUGAGCUCAAGAAGCUGCUGGAAGGGCUGGGCCUCCAGGACCCGGAGGGCUUCCUGUUCAGGGAGAUGAUGACCUGGGUGCAGGACCUGGACCUGCACUGCAAGGCCGUGCUGCGCAGAUGCUGUUCCCAGAAGCUGGAGGAGAUGACCCACCUCCUGGAGGUGGGAGGCGGGGGACCUGCCAGUGGAACCUCUUGCCUUCGCCCAGGGCUUUCCCCAGGUGCAGGGAGAGCAGGGGAGGCUGGGAGGCCUUGCCUUGCUCUAGAUCAGCGGUUCUCAACCUGUGGGUCGCGACCCCUUUGGCGGUCGAACGACCCUUUCACAGGGUUGAGAACCACUGCUCUAGAUCCACGGCACCUGUCCUCCCAGUCCCGCCUCUCUCGGGAUCUUCCUGCUUCUUCCUGGGAGGGAGUCUGCAGCGGGGUCCAGCUGGGGUCCAGGAGCAGCACCCGAUCCGGCCUCCUGCCCCACCCCCUCCCCCCUCCCCCGCAGGUAGAAGCCUUUCAGCCGUCAGUUGCCAGGUUGUCGGAGGUGCUGCCCAAGGUCUCUGAGACUGUGCUGUCGCCGGGCUCCUCGGGGCCCUCGGUGCACUCCGCACUCUCCACCGUCUCCUGGACACGCUUGCAGCCGGGCUUGCCCAGAGACCUGGGCCCCGUGACCCUGGAUUCCCAGGUCCAGCCGCUGACCUCGCAGUUCCCCGUCCACCACAGCCACCGCACGCUCUCGGAGAGCCUGAUGCCCUUCUCCUCCGUGCCCGACAUCCACGUGCGCUCCUCCGCGCCCGACGCGAUGCCCGACCACCCACUGCCGCUGGAGCAGACAGACUGGUCGCGGUCGAAGAUGCUGGACCUGGGGCCGAUCGACGCACUCAACUUCUUCUGCAAGCAUCGGAGGAGCUGCCUGCAGGAGGCGGCCAGGGACCAGAGGCCGCACCUGCUGCCGCCCAACGCCGUGGUGCCACAGCCCCGCGACCACCUGGCCCACGGGUCGAGUCCGAAACCCAGGCAGGUCCCCCUUGACUGGAAUCGAACCUCGGUCCCUUCAGUCUGCACGCUGACGCUCUAUCCACUGAGCAGCACCAGCCAGGGCUCACACCCACCUUCUUACCACCCUAGGCUUGACCCCAUUCUCAGGCUCCAGGAGAUCAAGCUCCAGGGAUCUGCAAUGAGACUGAGGGGCCAGAUGCUGGCCCGGCACGGUGAGGGCCGCACCCUCGACGGCUCCAUCCGGACGCUGAAGCUGCCGCUGCCUCGGGUGGAGCUGCGGCCUUUCCCCGUGGACUGGCCCAGGCCUGCCCGCCCGCUGCCGCCCCUGCUCCUGCAGCCAGCCCUGCAGCGCUACUUCCUGCCGGACCUUGCAGACCCGGACUUCUACCGCUGACCCGCUGGCGACCUUGGCCGGACCCUGGUCCCAGCCCCCCCUGCCCUCCAGCGGGGGUUCAGGACACAGCUCUCCACCCGCCGUCCACCCCUGGCCAAGACCGGGGAUGGGAAUA
This is a messenger RNA of Myotis lucifugus (little brown bat), 6112 nucleotides long. RefSeq names its product WD repeat domain 97 (gene WDR97). The record is from RefSeq and is a predicted model, not a curated record. Gene Ontology annotation, molecular function: protein binding. Lineage: Eukaryota; Metazoa; Chordata; Mammalia; Chiroptera; Vespertilionidae.